Molecule: messenger RNA, 2621 nt
Organism: Oxyura jamaicensis (ruddy duck)
Lineage: Eukaryota; Metazoa; Chordata; Aves; Anseriformes; Anatidae
Gene: PIBF1
Product: progesterone immunomodulatory binding factor 1
Exons: 17
Coding region: 65-2350 (761 amino acids)
Biological process (GO): cilium assembly
Cellular component (GO): centriolar satellite
Source: RefSeq, a predicted model, not a curated record
UUGACUCUUCAGGGGGCUAUUCUCAAAAUAUAACUUUAAGAAGUGUUUAAAAUAGUGAAAUAAAAUGUCACGUAAAAGCUCUAAGGAAAUCAGGAAAGUAAACAUCUCUAGCUCCUUGGAGUCUGAAGAUAUUAGCUUAGAAACCACCAUCCCAACCGAUGAUCUUUCUUCCUCUGAAGAGAGGGAAGGUACCGUGAAAAUCACUAAGCAGCUGAUUGAACGGAAGGAGUUGCUCCAUAAUCUGCAGCUGCUUAAAAUAGAAUUAUCUCAGAAAAACUUGAUGAUUGAUAACUUGAAAGUAGAAUAUUUGACCAAGAUUGAAGAGCUUGAAGAGAAGCUUAACGAUGCAAUCCAUCAAAAGCAGCUGUUGUCUUUACGACUGGAUAGCCAGCUGGCAUUACAGCAAGAAGAUGCUAGAAAACAUCACGCUCUAAUGAAACAAGAAAUGGAAACUAUUUUAAUGAGACAAAAGCAGCUGGAGGAAACAAAUCAUCAGUUAAGAGAGAGGGCUGGAGAUAUCCGUCGGAGCUUGCGAGGUUUGGAAUUAACAGAUGACUCCUAUGAGAAGCUAAAGUCUUUGCCUGAAGAUCAGCUUUCCAUCCCUGAAUAUGUUUCUAUUCGAUUCUACGAAGUAGUCCAUCCCUUGAGAAAUGAGCUAAGUGACCUACAGGCGAAAAAGGAGACCCUAACAGAAGAAAUAAGUGGGUACAAAUCCCAACUGAAGUGUGUGAUGGAGAGCUAUGAAGAUGAGAGAAGGAGUCGGUCAGAACUGGAGGUCAGAUGCCAGCGUUUAACACUGGAACUGGCUGAUACCAAGCAGAUGAUUCAACAAGCUGAUUACAGACAAGAGAAUUAUGAUAAAGUAAAAUGUGAACGGGAUGCAUUUGAACAUGAAUUGUCAGAACUCAGAAGAAAAUAUGAAAUAUUAGAGGUGUCUCAUAAAGCACAAGCUAAAGAAAGAAAUGAUUUAUCAAAAGAGCUGACAACCAUACAACAAUCCCUAAACCUGUUGCAAAAAGAUAAAGAUUAUCUUAAUCGCCAGAACAUGGAGCUUAGUGUUCGCUGUGCACAUGAAGAAGAUCGUCUUGAAAGACUUCAGGUUCAGUUAGAGGAUGCCAAAAAAGCUAGAGAAGAAAUGUAUGAAAAAUAUGUUGCAUCCAGGGACCACUAUAAAACAGAAUAUGAAAAGAGACUUCAUGAGGAGUUGGAACAAUUAAGACUGAAAACAAAUCAAGAAAUAGAACAACUUCGAAGCACUUCAAAAGAGAUGUAUGAACGUGAAAACAGAAAUUUGAGAGAAGCAAGAGAUAAUGCUGUUUCUGAAAAAGAAAGAGCAGUUAUUGCUGAAAAGGAUGCUUUAAGAAAAUAUGACCAACUCUUAGACCAGUAUAGACAAAUGCAGCUUGGCACAGAAAGCAAAGUAGCUGAACUUCUUCACCAAAGUAAGUUAAAGUCCUUUGAAAGUGAACAUGUUCAACUCAUGCAACAAGAAACAGCUAAGAAUCUUUCACAAUGCCAAAUAGAAUGUGAGAAAUAUCAGAGAAAGCUGGAGGUGCUUACAAAGGAAUUUUAUAGUCUUCAGUCUUCUAGUGAAACACGCAUUAUUGAACUCCAAACACAGAAUUCUGAGUUUCAGGCAAGACUAGAUACUUACGAAAAACUUGAAAAAGAACUUGAUGAGAUAAUAAUGCAAACAGGAGAAAUGGAAGAUGAAGUUGAAGCUGAAAGGGUUCUCUUCUCAUAUGGGUAUGGUGCUAAUGUUCCUACAACAGCCAAAAGACGACUAAAACAAAGUGUUCACUUGGCAAGGAGGUUACUGCAGCUAGAAAAGCAAAACUCGUUGCUUGUAAAAGAUCUGGAACAUCAGAAGGAACAAGUAACACAGAUUUCACAAGAGCUUGACAGAGCAAAUUCUUUGUUAAGUCAAGUUCAACAGCCAUAUAAAUACCUCAUUGAAACUGUGCAACAGAGAGAUUCUCAAAUAAGUCUACAGAAGGAACGUAUUGCACAACUUGAAAAAGAUGUCAGUCUUUUAAAUAAAGAAAAGACAGCUUUGCUGCGUGUCAAGAAUCAAAUGGCAGCAGAUUUGGAGAAACUUCUAACUCAUCGUGAGGAACUAGCUGUAAUGAAACAGAUUCUAAUUAAUCUACAUGGUAAGCAGAAGGAACAAAAUUUGCCUCAGUCUAAUAUUGAUGCAAAAAUUACAACGGCAAAAAACAUAUUAAACCCUUUAGCAAAGCUUCCACCAGAACAUGAAGAAGAAAAUAUAUUUACACCUAAGCCAACGUUAUUUACAAAUACAGAGGCACCUCUGUGGUACAAGAAACUACAGAAGAAAACAUCACCGUAACAUUUUUCUAAAAGUAUUCAAGAAAAUCCUUUGGGGAGCUUUUCUUUGAAGAAAGAUAUUUUCACCAUAAUUAUGCCCUUUUCACCAUAAAGGCAAACAGCUGUUUUGUUUUCAACUGUUAUUUUGUACCUGUAAAAUGGUCUUAUGUUUCAUAAAAUAAUUUUUAGAUCUGUCACGUGAAUAAAAUGUGUGGAAAUAAUGUGCGCAGUGAUUUUACUAAUAUGUAUUUGAAUUGUAAAAGAUAAAUAAACACUAGCAUAUUGUACACACA